Gracilinanus agilis (Agile Gracile Mouse Opossum) is the source of this 587-nucleotide messenger RNA. RefSeq names its product trinucleotide repeat-containing gene 18 protein-like. The record is from RefSeq and is a predicted model, not a curated record. NCBI's taxonomy places the organism in Eukaryota, Metazoa, Chordata, Mammalia, Didelphimorphia, Didelphidae. The transcript is spliced from 2 exons. The annotation marks the transcript as partial.
GGACUGAAUUUGAGUACACCGACUCAGAGAGUGAAGUCAAAAUCAGGAAGAAGUCCCCGUCAGGACUGCUUCGUGGGAAGAAGGGGCUGAUGGAGCAGGGGGGAGCCCCACCUGCACCCUCUCCCAGCACCCUCGUCGUCAGCCCUACUGGCCCCGAGAAGACCAAGAUCGCCGUGGAGAAAGGGCGCAAGUCAAAGAAGCUCAAGUCCCCCAAGGAGUCAAGCUUUGAGUUUGGGCUGGAGGUGAGCGACGACGACCUGUGGAACAGGCGCCGGAGUGAGAGGAUUUUCCUCCAUGACGCUACCACUUCAGCCGCGGCUUUGUCCCCCGCUUCCUCCACUCCUGUCUCCAAGGGAAGCCGCUGUGGCAAAGGGACCCCACUGAGCCCCAGAAAGGAAGGAGGCAAAGCGAAGGAGAGGAAAGAGCUCAACAAGCAGAAGAAGAAGGGGAAGGAGAGCUCCUGCUGUUCCUCCAUGUCACCUCCCGGCAUCCCCUCCCUGGCCCCGGAGUCUCGGGCUUCCUUAACCAGCUCCAUGGCCAACAAGAAGAACAAAGCCAAGGCCAAAGGAAAGGAGGUGAAGAAAGAG